AUGUCGACGAAGAAGACGGAGAUAAAAGCUGAAGGCUUCACCACGAGGGCCACCUUGAAGAACGCCGUGGUGGUGGGUCCGCCUGCAGCAGGGGCUUUUCGGGAACGCCCUUCCAAACCAACCACCUUUCGAAAGCUCUAUGAGCGUGGAGAGUUUCCGAUUGCACUGUCCCAUGACACCAAAGGCAACAGGAUUGCUUGGAAGGUGGACAUCGAGACGAUGGACUACCACCACUACCUCCCGCUGUUCUUUGAUGGUUUAUGUGAGACUGCUCAUCCGUACGAGUUCUUCGCCCGUCAGGGAAUCCAUGACAUGCUGGACCACGGAGGCUCCAAAAUCCUGCCUGUCAUUCCCCAGCUCAUCAUCCCCAUCAAGAACGCCCUAAACACGAGGAACAAUCAGGUGAUGUGCACCACCAUGAAAGUCCUGCAGCAUCUGGUGGCGUCUGGAGAAAAGGUGGGGGAGGCUCUGGUGCCUUACUUCAGACAGAUCCUCCCCGUUUUCAACCUCUUCAAGAACAAGAACAAAAACCUCGGAGAUGGCAUCGACUACAGUCAGCGGAAGAGAGAGAACAUUGGUGAGCUGAUCCAGGAGACGCUGCAGAUGUUUGAGCGCUACGGAGGAGAAGAUGCCUUCAUAAACAUCAAGUACAUGGUACCUACCUAUGAGUCCUGCAUUAAAAACUGAAGGGGGCAGUCAGCCUGACAUUGCACAGACUUUUCAUCGGUCCUUCUUCAUCUUCUUCCCACCUCUAAACUAAACCUUUAUCUUUAUCCAUCUCACGGAAAUUUGCCUCAUUAAAUAUACCAGCAUGUUUAAAACUGUAUCCAAGUAUUGUUUUGUUUUGGUUUAGUUUUUUUUAGCUUCUUUAGUGAUUUUUUUUCAAAGCUGAGAAGAAAUCCUUGGUGUGUACUGUCUUGUGUUUCAAAUCUUCUUUCAA
Messenger RNA from Stegastes partitus (bicolor damselfish), 940 nucleotides. RefSeq names its product PARK2 co-regulated (gene pacrg). Gene Ontology annotation, molecular function: Hsp90 protein binding; Hsp70 protein binding. Lineage: Eukaryota; Metazoa; Chordata; Actinopteri; Pomacentridae. Gene Ontology annotation, cellular component: cytosol; neuron projection; vesicle. The record is from RefSeq and is a predicted model, not a curated record. The transcript has 5 exons. Bases 1 to 687 code for a protein of 228 amino acids.